CAGUUAGUGCAACGCGGCCGGCUAGAGUGCAUGUCUGUGCUUCACGUUUAACAGUUAUUUAAGUGAACCAAGUUAAAAAGUAAAAAUGCUCCACGACGCGUGGCCCGGGCCCUGGCAUAAGGCGGAGCAGUUUGAGUUGGACGCUUUCAUAGCAGAAGUUAACAACAACUAUGUUAAAGAAGGCGAGGCGGAGUGCGGCGGUGCGGAGGGUGGUGGCGGGGGCCAGCAGGGGGAGAGCCCGCCCCCCCUGCCGCCGUUCGUGUACGCCCACAUGUCGCCGUCCCACUCGCGCAGCUACCAGGAGCUGCGGCCGGCGGCGGCACACGCGCGCGACAUGCAGGCGUACGCGCACCUCGAGGAGGCGCUGUUCAAGCCGGGCGCGGGCUCCACGGACGGCUUGUACCUGCGCGGCCGCAGCCCCGAGCUCAGCCCCUCGCCCGAGCGCCGCGACGACUACAGGACCGUCCACUACGAGACCUACCCCCCCGCCCCCCCGACAUACGCUCACGAACAUCAUCAUCACAUCGAAGGAAAUGGAGCUCCUUCGUCGGGCGGGGGCGCGUACGCGCGCGGCGCGUACCCCGGCGGCUCCCCGUACUUCAGCAACGGCGCCGACCUCGCGCCGCAGCAGAGCUGGACGCCACCCUCAGGCUCCCCCACCUACCGGCUCGGCGGCGAGACGACGCCGAGCGUGGUGGAGUACGAGGCGGCCACGCCGGGGCCCGAGGCCGCGUCGGGCGCCCUGCCCGCCUUUAGCUCGCGGUUCGGCGCCGCCUUCGCCUGCGCCACCUCGAGACCUUCUACAGUCUAUGGAACCUCCGCUUUAGCAGCAAAUGCUUACACACAGGACGUAUGGAGUCUGGACAGCAGUCGGCGACCCCAGCUGUCCGCCGCCGCUAGUCUGUCUGCAAUCGAGAUGGCGGAGUUGUUCACUGAGGGGCGGGAGUGCGUGAACUGCGGUGCGAUCCACACGCCGCUGUGGCGCCGCGACGGCACCGGCCACUACCUGUGCAACGCAUGCGGCCUCUACAACAAGAUGAACGGCAUGAACCGGCCGCUCAAGCAGCCGCGGCGGCUGGUACGUCAGCGCCACGCCGCGCACUCGCUCGCGCCGCCCGCACACGAUAUGGGUUCGAAGCGGCCCGGCAUGUCGUGCACGAACUGCCACACGACCACGACGUCGCUCUGGCGCCGCAACGCGCACGGCGAGACGGUCUGCAACGCGUGCGGGCUUUACUACAAACUACACAACAUCAACCGACCAAUUGCGAUGAAGAAAGACUCUAUACAGACUAGAAAACGGAAACCUAAAAAUAGCAUCAAAACAGAAAGGAGCCUCAAGACAGCAGUACAGCGCACCAUCAACUCUGGCGUCAAAAUGGAAAACCUAAGUGAAAAUGUAGGCGGCAUGAAUGUGGGCGUAGGAGUGGGUGGCGCUCGGUCCCCAAUGUCCAUGAACUACGCUUACAUGCAGCACGCGCUGAAGAUGGAGGAGCCGCCGCCGGCGCACGCGCACUACAACGUGUACGAGGACGCGGAGUACCGGCGCAGUGCCGACAGCGAGCGCCUCGACCGCCCCACCGUCGUGUCCAUGGGCAGUUGAGUGCCGACCGCCGCGACCGCCAGCCGCAGCCCUCGGCAACUCCACAAUAUUGUAUAUCACAGAAUUCACAGGCCUUGAUCUUGUCACGAGACUUGACAUCUUUCAUUACCUAUUUCGUAAGAUAAGGCAGAAAGACCGGAUCAUGUUCAAGUGAAUAAGAAUAUUUUGUAGCUUCCCGGACUUUCCGGUUGUCGACGUGUUGUGCCGAAGUCAGACCUGUUGGAAUCCAUAGCAACGUUAGCUUUACUGUUUCAUUUGUCGUUGGCUGUGCUGUGCGCGGCUGCGGGAGCGCAGUGCGGCCGAACAAAUCGUGAAUCUCUGGACUCUAGGCGCCCACGCCCUUUUAAUAUAGAAUCUCAGUCGAAUAAGCCUAGUUUACGUUAGUGAUGAGGAGUGAGUCGACCAAAGAGUCGUUGCUAGUUGACCAAAUGCGGCGCACGCCGGAAUCAAAAACGCAGGGCAGAUAUCGUAUAGUUUCCACUAAAUACAAUUGUGCUUUAUCUAUAAAUCACUACUUACUAUAAAGUAGGAAAUUAGCUUAUAAUUUUUAAUAAAGUUUGCACAAUGGUUAUCGUCGUGUAAGUAGUGACAUUUCAAUAGCGCGCUGUGGCUCUAUAUUGUAUCUACUGCUGCGCCUUGUACAUAAUACUGGCGUGACGCAAUACGUGUAUCAUUGUUGCAUUAGCUUACGAUUUUAUCGAAUUUAUCGUUAGGCGAGAGUCUCCGAGAAUCUCGCACGUUUUAUAAUAUUGUUGCACAGUUAGUGGCGUUACCAAAUAAUUAACAUAUAUUUUAUGUCAGGAAACUUAUAAGACUGUACCAUUCCUAAGGUGUUACAUUCCUAAGUACACUAUUUUUAUUGUUAAUCGCUUAGUGCGUAGUUCGCAACGAGAUAGUUGCAAGUUUAGCUCCAUGACUUCAACACAUUCCAAGUCAACAAGGCCACGAGUGUGCUUUAUGCUUCUAUAUCUCUUUAGACUUAAAACAAAAGAACCUGUUGACGGCAUAAAUAAUAAUAAUCUAGUGACAUAUACAAACUACAUGUAUUUUUAUUUGUUUUAAAUAAGUUUAUGUAUGGAAUAUAAAAUAUCUCAGAAAAAAGAAUCUUUUCUAGUUUAAAAUUACAUAUAUUUAUUUAUGUUGUGCCAGGACAUUCAUUUUGAAGUGUUAUCUAACGGAACUCCCGCUUACAAGUCAUAUUCGGUGUGUUGACAUCCUUGUAGCAGCAUACAUCACGUCCGCUCCAACGCAAGCAGCACUAUUGUACAGAGGCGGCUUUUGCUCAAAAUUUGUCAGCGAUAUUGUUUCUGGAAAGUUUCGUAGGAUAGCACUAGUAAAGUGGGUAAAAAUAUUUACACAAGUAAUAAUAAUGUAUGUACCCCAUAAUUAAAACGUUGGUAAUUAAAUAUAAUCAUUUCAAUUUAAAAUCAAUGGAACAACCAAUCAAUUUCGCUUGCCAUGACUGUCAUGCUGUGGAUAAUUAUCUCAUUACUCUUACUAGAAGAAGUUGAUAUUCUGGGAAAUACUUUUUUAGUGUGACGCAGACAGGGGCCGUACUCUCAAAUGCACCCGCCAUCUUACCUAACUGAAUGCUUCAAUGUCAAUUUUCAAGUUUGUUACCAUUGAGUGUUCAAUAUAGCUUGACACAUGUCUACAGAUGAUGGAGGUUGAAAUUCAGAGUAGUGCCCCAGGAAACGUCAUAUGAUGACGUAGGAAAUCGUGACAUUGCCGGUGUUCGUUUCCGCUGAGUGCGCUUCUUCCGCGAGACGUGAUUCAGCUUGGUGACGUCAUAGGUCACGUGGUACACGCCCCAUACAAACAGAGGCUGGUGUAGAUAUAUUUUUACAAAUUGAAACUGUUUCAUCUUAUCCACAUUGAGCUAUUUUAGUUUUAACUCAAUGGUCUUUUCGCUGUUAUAAAUAUUGCACACAUUAUUUUCAAUAAACCCAACUUAUUGUAUCAAUUUAAAAUUUAUAUAUUAUAUUACUAAAAGUGUCUUCAUAUGUUAGGAGUACGGUAGACCGCACAUCCAGUUCAACAAUCAAAAAGGCCAGUAUAAUACAGUCAAACUCGAUUUGCGGUCCCGAGUCCAGCGCAAUACUAUAUAACUUGCCAAAGUACUACCAUCUUGCCAAAUCAAAUUUCUCAAUAAGUCUUAAACACCGAAACGAAUUAUUUUGUGAAUCUAUGAAUAGUGGGAUAUUAAUAUUUAAGUAUUUUGUAUAACAUCGUCGGCUAUGUGCUAAUAGGUAGGUAAAUAUAAUAAUAGUUUUAAGAUUGUAAUAGUAAGAGAGAAUAAAUUUAAUAAUGUUUAAUAAUGUAAAAGUACAUCGCGGCUCACGGUCUGCACCAUGUGAUGUCAAAUUUUAUUUAUGUGUUCUUUACAUACAUUUCUAUGUAAAUAUGAAGAUUAUACUUUAAAUAAAUCAAUUUAUUGAAAUAUA
Molecule: messenger RNA, 4047 nt
Organism: Plodia interpunctella (Indianmeal moth)
Lineage: Eukaryota; Metazoa; Arthropoda; Insecta; Lepidoptera; Pyralidae
Gene: Gata-beta
Product: transcription factor BCFI-like
Exons: 9
Coding region: 86-1603 (505 amino acids)
Biological process (GO): positive regulation of transcription by RNA polymerase II; negative regulation of transcription by RNA polymerase II; cell fate commitment
Molecular function (GO): RNA polymerase II cis-regulatory region sequence-specific DNA binding; zinc ion binding; DNA-binding transcription factor activity, RNA polymerase II-specific
Source: RefSeq, a predicted model, not a curated record